UUGGGUUAAGUUGUUUGAAAUUCACAUCAAUGUCAAAAAAUGUUACUGAGGAAAAAAUCAAAAUGAAAAAUAAAUAAUUAAAUAAUAACAAAAUAAAUACUUUUACGUGUGCGUGUUUACAAUUUUAGUAAUAAUAGCCUUCCGUAACUCCGAAAGUAACCACUGCGAACGCUUCAGUCGAUUUAAUUUCCCCUACCAUGGCUUGACUCAGCGAAUAGCAUUGAGUGGGAGACAGUGGUGCUUGUAGUGGGGGUCAAGAUUGAGAAGUUUCGAAAAAAUGGUAUCUGUGUUAAAGGAGUUCAACUGUAUCUCUUAUAUUUACUAUCUCUUUCUUUGUUUUAUCAGCAUGAUUCGUGGCAAAUAUGCUUCUUAGGGUAUAAAUAAACUGUUCAGUAACCCUGGUAUCAGUCUCAAUGAAUCUCACGACUUAAUCCAGUCCGAUAGUCGAAUAAAUUACCGGGCAUAAUAAUAAAUAUUUUAGAAAAUGGAUUCAGUAAUUCGUACUCGUACUCCUGAGGUUCUUUCUGAGGGUGUACGGGAUCAGUAUGCCGAUGGAAUAGCUGCUGAAGCUUGGGACACUAUAGUUGGAGAUAUAAAACAACGUACUCAAGUUUACAAAGACUUCGUAGUGGGUUUAUUACGUGAAAAGGGGUGCAAGAGAAUCCUUGAUGUUGCCUGUGGCACAGGAAUCGACUCCAUAAUGCUCAUUGAAGAAGGAUUCCAACUUGUCAGUGUUGAUGCUUCUGAUAAAAUGCUCAAACAUGCGUUCAAUGGCCGUUGGGAUCGAAGAAAAGAACCUGGUUUUGAUGACUGGGUUAUCAAAGAGGCCAAUUGGUUCACACUGACUAAAGAUAUUGGACAUCUUAUUGGCGAUGGUUUCGAUGCUGUGAUUUGUUUAGGCAACAGUUUCGCUCAUAUCAAUGACACUUACGGUGAUCAGAGAGAACAGAAACAAAUAUUAAAAAACUUUGAGAUGUGUCUUAAACCAGGUGGCUUUCUUCUUAUUGAUCACAGAAAUUUUGAUGCUAUUUUGGAUGGUGGGGUUGCUCCAGCUAGAUGCAUUUACUAUAACAGUUCCUGCGUGAAAGAUAUAAAAACUUUCAUCCCUUCGGUUUCCGGUGUACCCCGAAUGAUUAUUUUCGAUUACUUCUUGUCCUUGGAUGAAAAUAACGAGGAUCUAAAGAAUCGACAUAAAUUUCGCUUAUCCUACUAUCCUCAUCGUCUGAAUUUCUUCAAGGAUAUGUUACGAGAAAUAUUUUCCCAAAAAACCCACAAAAUUUUCGGUGACUUUAAGCCUCUUAAUGAGGUAAAAGAUCCUGUAUUUUUUAUUCAUUAUAUUGAAAAAAAAUAAUAGUCACAUACAAUUACACUGUAAAACAUCAGGAGUGAGUACAGACUUUAUUUCAGCUCACAUUCUCUUCCUCAUUAAAAGUGAAUUAAAAAAUUUUUUAUGGGCGGAGUGAUUUAGAAGUGACGCAGAUUUUAUUUAAAUUCGGAUUUUUUUUAUAAUUAAUAUUUUCCGAAACUCCCCUUCGGAGUGAAUAAAUAAAAAGUCACCCACUCCGCGCUCACUCCACAAUUUUUUCACUGUGCCUAAAAUUGGAAAAUUUAUAAAGAUUUUUAAUAAUACAAUAAAUAAUUAAAAGAUAAUAAAUAAAUAGAUUAAAAUAAUUAAUUUAUUAGAUAUGUACGAUAAACGUACAUAAACUUUAUUUCAGAUUAUUUUGUAUAAAUAGUAAAUAUACACGUUGGA
Molecule: messenger RNA, 1753 nt
Organism: Microplitis demolitor
Lineage: Eukaryota; Metazoa; Arthropoda; Insecta; Hymenoptera; Braconidae
Product: glycine N-methyltransferase
Exons: 3
Coding region: 485-1351 (288 amino acids)
Biological process (GO): regulation of gluconeogenesis; S-adenosylmethionine metabolic process; protein homotetramerization
Cellular component (GO): cytosol
Molecular function (GO): identical protein binding; glycine N-methyltransferase activity; glycine binding
Source: RefSeq, a predicted model, not a curated record